Molecule: messenger RNA, 1680 nt
Organism: Mycetomoellerius zeteki
Lineage: Eukaryota; Metazoa; Arthropoda; Insecta; Hymenoptera; Formicidae
Product: major royal jelly protein 3
Exons: 8
Coding region: 503-1666 (387 amino acids)
Cellular component (GO): extracellular region
Source: RefSeq, a predicted model, not a curated record
CUAUUUAGAGUCAUUCGGGGUAAACGCGCGCAUUAGGUAAGUGUGCGAAUUGUCUAUAUCUCAACGGCAGGGGAAGAUGGAAGUUAGUUACUGUCAGCCGAAUAGUGACGCUUGCAUACCAGUUAAAAUUAAACAGUAGCUGGAACUCUAUGCACAGUAAUCAAAUAAAUAUACGCAUAAUUAUAAAACAGCACGUAACAUCGAUAGAUUUUUGACUGCUGGAAAAGUGUGUUACGUCAAAUUAAGGAAGAAAAGAUAGACUUCUUAGUGCGUUAAAAGAUCGCUCGCAAGUGCAGGUAGAGUUUGGUAUAGUUAAUAAAAUUCUGAUGAAUUUUGUGAAUUCAUAAACAAAAUUACGGACCGAUUAAUUCUCGAUGGGAUGCCGAAGAUACAUAAAGUAGGCGAUCCUUUACGUAUAAUUUCAACUUAAGUCAACUUUCAAGACAAAUUCGUAUCCAGAAAAUCCCGUGUUUACGACAUUAUUACCUGUAAGCUAUCCACCAUGAUGAAAAUGAGACAUCCUUUGUUUACUCUGCUAAUUCUGUCGAUGAUGACUGUAAGCUUUGGAGACAAAGUGAAAAAUAUAUAUACAUGGAAAUUUCCUGAUUUUGAAUGGCUCUCUAAGAAACAGGAGGAAGACGCGAUACGUUCUAAUAUCUAUAAUCCUUCCAGCUGCGUGUUUGAAGAUGCAAAUGAAGCAGAAGAUGGAAGACUAUUCAUUACUAUUACCAACAUAAAUACACGUGCUUCACCUGUUUCUUUAACGACAGUAACUAAUAAGACAGGACUAGGAGGUCCAAUUUUACGACCAUAUCCUGAUUGGAGUUGGUAUAAUAACAGCUAUAUGUGUGAUGGUAUUAUAAAUGUUUAUCGAAUAGACAUUCAAUGCAAUCAUCUCUUCGUUCUGGAUGCCGGCAAAUUCGGAACCGAUCAAAUCUGUAAUCCAAAACUAUUGAUUUUCAAUUUAAAAGAUGAUACGCUAGUUAAAACUAUUUACAUCCCAAUUGAUAUUGCUACUAACAAAACGGGCUCUGGAUUAUUGAUUAUGCCUUUGGUUUAUAUUCCAAAUGGGAAAUGUACGCAGUUUCUGGAUGAAAUGAUAGUGUUUAUGGCUGACUCAGAAGGUUACGGUUUAGUGGUGUAUAACUCAUUUACAAAGAGUAUGUGCAGAAUCGAAUCUGAUUACAUGAAACCGACUGAUACUUCCUUCUCUAUAGCAGGCAAAAAUUUUACGUAUGUGGGCGGUAUCUUCAGUAUGACAAUCAUUGACGAUGAUCUAUAUUUUGCUGCUGUAUCAGGAAACAAAAUAUACAAAAUAAAAAUAAAGUACCUACUAAAGUGUCCAAACGAAAAAGAGGCUAAUAAACAAACUCGACUUGUUAAAAAAUUAUCAAGCCAGACAAUAGAUCUCACAUCAGCAGGACAAUCAAUAUUUUAUAGCGAUUUUCGGGCAAUGUCUAUUCUACGCACAAACGUUCAUACAAUAUGCAAUUUGAAUAAAACGGAGAUACUAGCGCAAGACAGCGAGAAAUUUCAAUCUGUAAGUUCGAUGAAAAUUUCAAGUAAUGAAUGUCAGCUAAAGUGCAUAUCUGAUAGAUUUCAACAUUAUCCUACAUUCAAUACAAAUGAAAUAAAUUUCCGUUAUUUCAAAAUCGAUUUGUGCUAAAGGAAAUACAGAAU